Molecule: messenger RNA, 324 nt
Organism: Dentiscutata erythropus
Lineage: Eukaryota; Fungi; Glomeromycota; Glomeromycetes; Diversisporales; Gigasporaceae
Source: the annotation of a GenBank genome assembly
GAUAUAUGCACUUAUACAAAUACUGAGUUAUUUGACACAAGAACAUGUUCAAGUUAUUCAAGUAUAGAUAAUUUAAAAGUGAUUAAAAGCGAAGCAAGGCUUUUAAAGUAUGAAAUUAAAAUUAAAAUACUGACAGAUGAAAAUAACGACAAGGAAUCAAAUAUUGAUGAAAAUAACGACAAGGAAUCAAAUAUUGAUGAAAAUAACAACAAGAAAUCAAAUAUUGAUGAAAAUAGUGACAAGAAAUCAAAUAUUGAUGAAAAUAACAACAAGGAAUCAAAUAUUGAUGAAAAUAAUACAAGGAAUCAAAUAUUGAUGAAUUAA